UCUUUUAUAUGCGAUCUUCGGACGGUAUACCACUAUAGUAAGAGAAUGAAAUCCUUCUCAUGCUCAUUGUUCGUAGCCAGAAGAAAGGCCUGGUUUGUAUGGUCAGGGUCAUCCAUCUUUGUGCCCGUCGUCUAUCAUGUCGUUGACAAAGGCUUCUAGGAUAAAACGUGACUGGAGUAUUUUGCAUAUCCUCCGUUGCCAUGAAGGAGUCGUAGGGCUCCAUUUGUGGUUUGUUGGUUCGUCUUUGUGUGCUCGGCCUGCGAGCAGUGGGUUUCCGGCAAAUCUAGAGACGAGCCAAGGCAACGGUUCAUUUGAGGCUGAGGUAGUGUGGCUGCUAUCUCUAAGUAGUUUCAAGCGUCUUUCAGAUAAAGGAGUCUACCUACAUGUUACAGCCUGUGGCUUUGUAGCUUGACUUCAUGGAAGAGAGGGAUGCUGAUUGAAGCUGGUGUGGUGAAUCUUCACCAGCCGAGCAGGUGGAAAGCCUUAAUUCUGCACCCAGCGGUUCUGUAUGCGUUAGAUGAGCU
Aspergillus japonicus CBS 114.51 is the source of this 524-nucleotide messenger RNA. RefSeq lists its product as uncharacterized. Lineage: Eukaryota; Fungi; Ascomycota; Eurotiomycetes; Eurotiales; Aspergillaceae. The coding region runs from base 137 to 412 and encodes 91 amino acids. The record is from RefSeq and is a predicted model, not a curated record. The transcript has a single exon.